GUUUCAUCGAAUUCUAUAGACGAGUUUGAUUUACAGGAAAGGGAUGAAAGGGAGAGGGCUGGAUGGACCAUUGUUCGAUCCGAGGGUGUUGAGGACAACUUUGACAGUCAGGCCGCUGCCAAUGAUGCAGAUGUCGACGGGGAUAUGGUGGUUGGAGGCUUCGAGUCCGACACAAUAACCUUAGGAGAUUCCGAAGAACUUGUAAAAGAGGGGAAAGAUGCAAUAAGGGAGGAUGCUCCUCUACUUGUUAAAGACCCGCUACACAUCCUUGAAUGUCUUCGCUCUGGUUCUUUGACUGGGAAGCGAUCAUCUUUGUCCGGAACGCGAGUCGACUCGAGGACUCGGAGUCAAAGUAAGCCACCGAAAUCGCCUGGCUUAUCAAGGGGGCGGAGUCUUCGCACCACUAGGAAACAUGACAAGUUAACUGAAUGUAUACUGCGUCCGGACGUAGAUCUAGCCGAACUGCGAAAACUUGCAUGGUCCGGGCUACCACAUGAUUUGAGGCCUGUGACGUGGCCUUUUCUUCUUGGGUACUACCCACUCUCUCACUCCACCAGAGCGCAAGUGCUAGCUCGUAAACGGGAGGAAUAUGCAGCUCUGGUUCGACUGACAUUCGCGAGAGGCAAAGAAGGGCUGGACCAGCAGAUAUGGCACCAGAUUGAAAUCGACGUGCCACGCACCCGUCCGGGUGUUCGGUUAUGGAUGGAGGGGGGAACCCAGAGGAGCCUUGAAAGGAUCUUAUACGUAUGGGCCAUCAGACACCCUGCUAGUGGAUACGUGCAGGGUAUCAAUGAUUUGGUGACGCCUUUCUACCAAGUCUUCUUAUCCGCAUACAUAGGCGAGCAUUGUGACCCAGAGUACUUCGAUCCAGCUUGCUUGCCAGAAGAUAUCCUAAAUGCUAUCGAAGCAGACUCAUUUUGGUGUCUCUCCCGGCUGCUGGACGGCAUCCAGGAUAACUACAUUUCACAACAACCAGGGAUACAAAGAAGCGUCCAGCGAAUGCAAGGGGUGGUGAGCAGAAUCGACGCUCCCCUUGCUGCACAUCUGAAAGCUGAAGGUGUCGAGUUCAUACAGUUCGCCUUUCGGUGGAUGAACUGCCUGCUCAUGCGUGAGUUGAGCGUGCAGAACACGAUCCGGAUGUGGGACACUUAUCUGUCGGAAGGGACCGAUGCGUUCUCCCAAUUUCACCUGUAUGUCUGUUGCGCUUUCUUAGUCAAAUGGAGCGAAAAGCUGCGUGAGAUGGACUUCCAGGGUAUUAUCAUGUUCCUCCAAUCGCUUCCCACUCAGGACUGGGGUGACCACGAGGUUGAAUUGCUUCUAAGCGAAGCGUUCGUUCUCAGCAGUGUAUGGCAUAAUGCUCAGAGCCACUUUGGUGGAAGAUAA
Messenger RNA from Cantharellus anzutake, 1383 nucleotides. Its product is annotated as RabGAP/TBC. The transcript is spliced from 8 exons. The record is from RefSeq and is a predicted model, not a curated record. Gene Ontology annotation, cellular component: Golgi apparatus. Bases 145 to 1383 code for a protein of 412 amino acids. Lineage: Eukaryota; Fungi; Basidiomycota; Agaricomycetes; Cantharellales; Hydnaceae. Gene Ontology annotation, molecular function: GTPase activator activity. Gene Ontology annotation, biological process: activation of GTPase activity.